This is a messenger RNA of Pecten maximus, 2702 nucleotides long. Its product is annotated as cell wall integrity and stress response component 4-like. Lineage: Eukaryota; Metazoa; Mollusca; Bivalvia; Pectinida; Pectinidae. The record is from RefSeq and is a predicted model, not a curated record. The transcript is spliced from 6 exons. Bases 156 to 1088 code for a protein of 310 amino acids.
UCUACACUUAUCGGAGAAAAACGAACUUCCUGUAUCACUUUGGCUUAUUUCAUGACGGUACCCGAGGAAGUGUAGUGACGCCCGGUGUCUAUUUCACAAAGCAUUGGUAUACUUUGACUUGCUACAUGGGAUUUUAAAGCUCAUUUUGACUCCAAAUGUUCCCAUUAGCAAAAACGUAUGUGAUGGACUUCGUACGCAGGAUAUUCGCAAACCUUGUCUACUUGUACGGAAUCUUAACAGUUGUUUAUGUCACAGCUGAAAAAUGUGAGAAUGUCAGAACAGAGACUUUUAGUAAUAAAUACCUUGAAGGUUCCGGCUAUAAAUCUGUUUCUCCAUAUGGCUACCAACAAUGUGUUAUGAUGUGUAUGGUAGCACGGGAGUGCCAGAGUAUCAACUAUGACCUGACUCGUCUUGACUGCGAACUCAACACCGAGACUACCCAGGUCGAAAGUUCUCUGACCGACAAAGAUGGUUACAUAUUUAAAGAUAUGAAUGCCACCGCAUUUCCGACACCGCCGACGGGGAACUGUCAGAAAACAACCUGUCCGGAAUACCAUACAUGCGCGGAUUUGACCAAUGGAAACACUAUGUGCACAGCGCCAGUGUCCGAUGUACCAACGACGACAACAACCACUACGUCUACAACAACGACAACGAUCCCUACUACUACAACAACGACGACAACGAUCCCUACUACUACAACAACGACGACGACUACACCUACUACAACAACAACUGCAGGUGCCCUAACCUGUGUUGCCCCGUACACAACCAAUGCCUUGUCUGGGCUGUGCCUCUACCGCGGUGACGGGUACACCUGGACCACUGCGAUCAAUGGCUGCCCUUACCCUGGCCGGCUCUUUGUGGCUGAUACUGGUGACAAACAAGACGCCGCCGCCGCCUUAUGUCCUUCUGCAACAAGCUGCUGGUUAGGUGCAGAAUAUACAAACAAUGAUUUCCAUUGGUCGACUGGAGAAAUCUUUAGUGCCGAUCAAAGAGGAUCCGGAGAUUGCUUGCGAGUGAGAGAUUCCGUAUUCAAGGGAGGCGGCUGCAGCAAUGCUGUUUCGUACAUUUGUGAACAAGUUUAACAAAUAUUUUACGACAUAUUUUCUAGCUUCAUCAUCUGGAGUGACGAGGAUACAAAUUGAUCUGUCUAUAAUUUGCUUGCUCAUAAAUCCAACAUAGUCUCAAUUCGGGGAUUUAUUUCGAAUCGACAUCGAAAUCAUCAACCUACGUCAAUGGUUAACAAUAUUCCGUAGCAUACUGGGAGACAAUCCGUGACAGAUGAUCAUAGUCAUGUAACCUUUAUAUUUAAAUUGCCUGAUAUUCUGUUGUCAAUGGAACAGCUAGCACACAUCAACAUCUCAGCCAUUCCGUCUUAAUUCGGAUUUUGAGUCUUACAGCAUGAGCUACAGAACCAACAACAAAAACUUUAAGUAGGCAGUACCAAAUUACCGUGAUAUAUAUAACGCUUCCUAGGAGGAACAGCCUUUCUGAAGUUAAACUUAUUUUGCUGAAGACUGAUAACCCAAUAACUCGAAUCUCUAAAAAAUGGUAUCAAGCAUUCUCGAUUCUCGGGGACUAGGUUCACUUUCGCUCUUGAAACACUUGCAGUGUUAUGGCAAAGUUGACGGUACACGACCCUCAAUGUGGUUUUGUGAAAACCUGACCAAUUGCUAAUUCUGAUGAAAAUCGCGGGGUGAGAACCACGUUCAAAGUCAGUAAAUCUCACGCUAGGGUGACGUCGAAAUUUGGCUUUGAAGGUGGCGCGUCAGAGCUUUGAUUUUGACAUCUCGUACAUAUUCCAUUGGUGCAUGACGGGUGUGGCGAGCGAACUAGAAAUUAACCAAAGGUGUACAGUAUCGAGAAAUAAGGGAGUUUGAUAUGUAAUCAUAUGUACACAUAAACAAUCGUAAACCUUCUCUGUAUGAUUAUAAAGUAAAAUACACAACAAGUCAUUCAUAUCCGAUGUUGCUGCGCCUUCUUCACGAUAUACGGGAAGUAGCUCUAUAACAGAGGAACCACUAUUUUGUGGUUUCAAUCGAUCAUUUCAAUGAUUCUAUAAUGUUAGAUAAUUAAUGUGAUGGAACUGUUGAAAGAGAAAAUCUUAAGUUUAUUCAAAUUACAUUAGUAAGAGGCCUAUAGAAUCGCAACAAAUAGAGCUAAGUAGGGUGGUCGGGUGGCACAGUGGUAACAGACCUGCCUUUCACCUUGGCGGUCGGGGUUCGAUUCCCCGAUCGGACAUGAAAAGAACUCCUGCCCGACCAUGUGGGUUUUCCCCAGGUACUCCGGUUUCCACCCACAGUAAAACCACUCGUGCGGUUCCAUCAAGGCCAACAAGCGUGAUUAAUAUAAGUUGAUAUAACUUGUUUCGCAAUUGUUGUAAAAUAAAUAAAGUUUAUAAUAGAACUAAGUAGACAACUGGCGACAUGUUUCUCAAGGGAUUCACAUGCAGGUCUGAAGUAUCGAAUAUAUUGGAACAUUUUCAUAAUCCCUUAUUGUAUAGACGAAUAAGCACCGAUAUGAAAAUAGUACUUUUUUUCUGGUAGAUUAAGUCAGGUAACAGAGAAAGGUGAAAUGCAAAACAUCUUAUCAGUAGGAAUGUGACUCAAAAGCAGAUUUUACCAAUGCUUUGACGUAUUAUUAUCAAUAUCGUAAAUUAGCACAGAACCUCAAAAUAAAUAAAUGUAUGGUGUAUUUGC